AUGGCCUUCGACACAGCAAUUGACAGCAUCCAGACUCUGCUUGUCUUGGAAGAGCUGGAUGUCCCUCCCUCUCUCGAGGAGCUGAAGAUCUUCAUCCAGAACAGCUCUUCUUUAUUUAAACUGUCCGUUUCCAACAUCGACUUGCAACAGAAAAAAAACAAGUGUGGGGCUAAGAUCAGUGAGCUCAACUGUCUAACUUUAUACUUUAUGUAAAUUCUGAGGGAGCCUUUGGGAGUGAGGAGAGCAACUGGCCAACAAAUGCAUUGAAAUGUAAAUGAUUAAACAACCCAUUUCUGCAUGCAAAUCAUCUUCACUAUGCAAAGUUGCACUUUUUGUUGUUGCCUCUUUAAACUUGCUUUAACAAUUAUUUUUUGGCACCAUCAAUCACAACAGUGCUAGGAAACAUGGAGCAGGUCAACAUUUGGCACAUUGGUAGACUCCAUCAGGUAGCUCCUAUAUCCCAACUUUCAAGUUAUUAGUUCAACAGGUGCCAUUUUUAUAAGCUGUAUAAUUUUGAGGCUUACAAUGUACUCAAGGCACACUCCCAUGCCCCUUUAAUAUGCCAUGACUCCACAAUGUUCAUUCUUGCAGCUUGUUUUUCUACAAUAAACAAUACAACCCCUGCUACAGAGAGCUACAACCGUGGAAGCUGGUUUCAGCUAUUCAAGCAUCCAAGGCAUUAUGCACCUUCAAUAUUAGAACUGAUGCAAUAAAUGAUAGACAAGGGAAAUGAUAAGGGGCAAAAGCUUUCCCACAUUGUAUAAAUGGUUAUAUAAUUUAUAGUGAGUGAGUAGUGUGGACUAGAUUAAAACUAAUAUUUCCUUCCAAUGGAAAAAAUCCUAUCACGGUAAGCUGGGUAUCACAGGAACUUAAGUCAACAAGCUAAUGACUGACUUGGUCAAGGAUUGAUUAACUGUUACUUUAUGUGUUAUGUUUGGAUAUCAGCAAGUUUCAAAAAAGCAUGCACAUUUAAAUGAAGAAUGACAGAAUGGUUAUUCAUUCUCAGAUUCAUGUUUUGCAAAGCCACAAUGCCAGUUUGACUCCAGGAACGUGUUCUGGGAAGGGGCACUCAUGCCACCAUUCUGACAUUUUAGUACACACAUUUCUGUGGAUGGUAAAUAUUAACUCAAGCCCAUAAAUUAACAGAGCUGCUCUAAGAGCAGGCAUCUUUCGGACAUAAAAAGGUGCAGUGUGCACAUGUGCAGCAUGUUUCAACCGUCACUAAUAAACAGGCAGUGAGGAGAACAUGCCUUCAGCAACUUCUGCAUCUCAAAAGUGCUAUUUAUGUUCUUUAACCAGCUUUUUAAAAAUGAGUCUAUCUGUUUUCUGGUCAUGUUUCGCAAAUACAGCAUGCCCCAGUCUAACCGAAGCAAAUGUCUUACUAAUGAGAAAAUCAAACUAUACCAAUUCACUUAUUUCUAAUUUGCAAUAAUAAAGACCAAUAAAGAUCACCACUAUCACCAGCCAGUGAGUUCAUUAUAGGCAGGAGAGGGAGACAACCAAACAGAGAAGUUGGUGAUUUGGCAAUAUAAACUGUAGGAUUCUUCUUAACCCUACACCACCUCUAAGCCUGUAAGUCACUUGCCCAAAGCUAGUAACAAUACUAUGUGAGUAGCAGAUUAGUCUUGCUCUUGUGGGUCACACAGGCACAUACACUUUCUGCAAAUAGGUGAAACAAUGCCAUUGGGGGCUGUUUACAUGCGUGAUCUAUGACUCCUUUGGUUGUGCAGUGAUUGCGACCGGAUUUUGAGGUGCAACCUCAAAAAGGAAACCUAGUUUACCCCCUAGGUUAUUAGUGAGAGAUUUUGAUUCAAUUCUACAGACUGAAGCCACUUUGUAUGGCCUAAUGCUAGUCCAACUAGUUGGCAAAUAUAUUACAGAAGAGAAAGAAAGCUCAGGCCUGGGGACUGAAUGCAAACCUCCAGGCCUCUCCAUCUGGUCCUUGGAAGGUGUCCUAGGCAAUGCCAGACUACACCCCUCACUGGGCCUGCUCCAUGCCCUUCUUAAUAGGUUUUGGCUGGAUAAAAUUGAUCCAUGUGAUAAUGUUACUUGACUGUUUGGAUGGAUAAUGGUGAGGCGUGGUAUGUACAGAAACCUCUGACUUUUGUAUGGCUGGAAUGUAGCCUAUGGUACAAAGGCAAGAGAGACAUCCACUGCUCCACAAACUUUCACUUCUAGUCCUGCCCACCAACAACAUGCAGCCUCCGGAAGAUCCACAUUAGGAAAUGUGGCCUUUGGGCUGAAAAGGGUUCCACACUCAUUGUUCUACAGUGUGUUUCAGUUGCUCACCUAAUUUGUGAAAACUGCAUCACUAGCAUAUUCCACACCACCAAAAAUUCAAGCAGGGAAUUCAAACUGUUAUUGAUGCAACCAUUAUUCUAUGGCUACUGACCAACAUGGCUUAUUGCUGAGAAGACGUGCAAAGGAUUAGGCUGGUCAGCAAUAAACUAAGCCAUGAACUUUCCCAGGUGAAGGGGUGGGGGAACACUUCAAGCCUCCUCAACUAUAGAUGACCUCUACUCCAAUGACAUGGGUAAGGGCAGCUACAAACAACGGGUGUACCAUAGGUGGCACAUCCUUAAAACCCUCCUAUGCUUUUCAGUAUCCCAGCAGCAGUUGCAAAGAGAUUAAGGAAACUUGUAAAUCAUCACUUGUCUGUGACAAAUAAACACCUUGAGGUGACCAGACAAGAAAGCAUUUGUAAACUGCUUAGUUUCUUCUUCCAUGCCCAAAGACAUUCCACAAAUUAUUAGCAUACAUGCGUCUCUCUAUGUGUGUUUGUAUGUGCAUAGACUAGGGCUGGGUGAUACGUAUACCAGUUAAACAUCAUAAUUUACUGAUAUAUUACAAUGUCUGAAAUAUGGGUGGAACUAUGUAGAGGUGAACAGUAGGCUGGGCGUUACUUGUUUUUUCAUCACCAGCUAAACAUUGUGAUAUACCACUAUAUCUUGAUGUCUGAAAUAAGGAUGGAGCUAUGUAGAGGCAUUGAUUGGCAUCAUGGUUUUUCCUACACUGUGAUUUUUGCAUAGCACACAUCACGAUUCGCAAUAUAUUACCAGGUCAAAAAUUAUGAAACCAGUAUCACGAUACGGCCUUCAAACUGGUUUGGGACAAUAUAUCAAUAUAUCGCCCAGCUCUAGUGUAGACAGAACCUUUAUGCACCUAUUUACAAAAGGGGUUACUCCAGGAUCAAAGUACAUCUAAGGAUAGUUCACUCUCAUUUGCUCAUGGCUGGCAUACUGCAUUCUUCACCGGGGAAAUACCCUGCAUCUUCUCCUCUCUUAAAAUUUACAUGUGCUAGAGCCAGACUACAAAAGAGAGGGGUGCUUCCCUACAGAAAAAGCAGAAAAUUUAUCUUCCCUUUACAGACAUUUCCUUCUUCUCACAUUGUAUCUAGCUAGGAAUGGUUAUCUGUUGGCAUUCUCCAGGAUGUGUGCCCAAAAUUGUAUCAUACAAGAAAGUCCCUAGAAGCAGUCAGCUCUCUUUCCCUUAAUGCUUUCCCUUAAUGCAGAUUCUAAAUUAUGCACUGCUCUUUCAAUAGCAAUUCUAAAUUACAGGAAUAAAGCAGUCUUUUCCACAGCAGCUCAGCAGCUCUUUCAGUUUCAACUUAUGGCUUGUUAAUUAUAUCCCAGUACUGAAUGCCCCCACCCUUCCGUUUGUUGCACUUAGGGAAUACUGGAAAGAUAAGUCUUUUCUUAAUUAUUAAAUGUAAAUAGCUCAUUAAAUAUAAUCCAAUUACUUUAAUUGUACGAAAAGGAAGUCAUUACAAUAUGUACACGCAUUCUUGCCUGAAUAGAUUUAAUAUCUUAAAUUAAUCAUGGCUGCAUUCAUAUUAUUAAGUCAACCUUUGACAUUACAAAAUUUAUGGCAGUCAAUUUUAUCUUCUUAAAAUGUUUUUACAGAUACAAAAUCAACUUUUUUUAAAAAAAACAAAACUGUCUCAAGCAUUUCAAAUAAGAAUACAGGCGGCAAAGAUUUUGCACGUGUCCAACACUGACGUGUAACCCUGAAGAAGGUAGAAAGGGGAUGAAACUGGGGGAAGGCAUAACUGGGUGGGGCAGACUUAUGCACACUCCGUUAACAUACGUGGGUUCCAGGAAUGCCUGUGUACAAAUGGUACCAAGACAGAAAAGGAGUUGAGCUCUGAACACAUUAUAUUUUUUGUUAGCAAUCUAUACUUCAAACUCAUGUUUUACUUCCUCAGGAUAAAAUUCAGUUUAAGAAACAGAAGUUAUGGGAAUCAGGAUAAAACUUCAUAAAAUACCCAGGUUAAAAAUCUUGGGGCGCCUUCCGGUCUCAUCAGUGACCAUGCUACGCUAAAGUGCGUUUGCAAUCUGAGCUCCUGUCCUCAUUAACAUCUUAGGCUUCUUCAGUCUUUGCUGUGAGACAUUUAGUUGCACAAAUACAGACACGCUUACUAGUGGCUAAAUACAGUAGCUGCAUCUGAGGAAAAGAUUAUUUAAAACAAACAAACAAAUGCAAACAAAAAACUAGGAAUUCAAGAACCUAAGCAGCUUCUUGGUAGUCCAGAUGUUAUUUCUGGUGUAAUCAAGCAACUGGAUAGUUCACUAAACCCAGGAGUAACAGAAAGGCAAGAGCUAAAAUAUACUGACUACCACCAGUUCUUAAAGCAUUCUGUUAGUCAACUAGAAACCACCAAGCCAAGAUUGAGGAGGUAGAGCACUUGAUGCUAAAAGAGACCACCAAUAAAGUAAAAAUAUCAGAAGCCUGAUGGAAUGGAGAAAGUCAGUGGAACAUUUAUUCCCGGCUAAAAGCUGCAUAGGAAGAAGAGGGUAGGAUGUACUGGAAGUGAUAGUGUUCUUUAUGUCAGAGAGGACAUAAAGUCCAAUUACAACUACAAAAGAGAGGUAGUUCAAAGUACUGCAGUAAUAAGCAACUACAAGUACCCUCACAUCCAUUAGUUUAUGGAAUUCACGGGCAAGAUGGGUAGUGAUGGACAGUAGCCAAUAGGUCAUUAAAAGGGGAUUUGACAAAUUCAUGGAAUAUAGCAAUGAUUUGAUUUAGUAAAUUUAUUUAUUUUGUAUUUUUUUAAAAAUCACAAAAGCAAUGUACAGAAAAAUCAAAUACAAUAGAACAGCAACUUCAAGAGCCAAUGCAAAUAUUUUGGGUUCACUUAAACCCUCCAGGAUGAUAAAGUGUUAGCUAAUAAGUAAAUUUCCCUAGGUACCAGUAUUUCCAGGUCUCAGUUCUUGCAAUUUCCACAUUUUAAAAAUACUUGAGAGAUUUAACUUUUUGAGAAAUCAAUCAGAUAUACUGCAAAUUUUAAAAGUGCUACUACAUUUUUAUGCCACUUAGGUUCUUACUACUGGGGAAAAAAUAGAAACAAGAGACAUUAAGUUAUGGGAACAGGAAGUGGGGGUGGUGGAAACCAGAGAAAGAAACUUGAGGCUCUGGCCUGGAAAACAUCUCCAUGCCUCAAAGAUAGACAAAGCACUUUUUAAACUGAUGGCAUCAUAAAUCUGAUGAACUUAAGUGAUGCACAAUGGUAAGAUUUGGCCAGUGUUGACGAAGGUUUGAAAAGGAAAAGUAGUUUAAGUCUAUCUGGUGAACUUGCCAUAGGCCUGAACUAUGAGAACAAGGUACCAUACCACACCCAUAGAUAGAAAAUCACUGGAUUUAAUCAAUGAGACCAAAAGUUAUUAUCCUAAAGGUUAUAAGUUAUAUACCCUUAGCAACUGCAAAUCUCAGCUUGCUGCUCAGCGAAAAUAAGUAUCCAUCUGCCCAAUGCUGCUUUGCAAAUAUCUAAGACUAUUUGUUGAUAAGCAAUAUAGCAGCACAGACCCAGGAGAUUACAAGAGGCCUGUAGAUCACUUUCUUGAUAGUUAUAUCUUCUGUCAUCUAUUGAAGGCAGAUUGCAAUAAAUGACCUAUAUGUCAAUAUAUUCAAAAACAGCUUAUGUAACCCACUAAUUUAUGCUCUUAGUCUGGAAAUUCCUUGUCCCCAGUGCUAUAAUUAGUUGCUUUUUAAAAUUUAUUUGUUUCAGAAAUAAUUUAAAAUAGAGGUGGUUUUAAACACACACACACACACACACACACACACACAGCACUAGGGUCAUCACCAAUGUAAACCUGAGAUUCUAUGUUCUUUUAUCGUGAAGGCUUUAUAAUAUCUGCCUUGCUCGGGAAUGAGGCCUAACUGAAGCCUCUUACGUAAAGCAAAGUUUCACAGAAAUGCCCUUGAUGCUGUUCUGGUUUCUCAGAGGUUUUUUUUUAAAUGCUGCUUUGUAAAAUAGGUAGGUCAAGGGCAUUUCUCUGGGGAAACAGACAGCUUUUGCACUCUCAGAGGCACAGUUAAGCCUUUGUGCAAGUUGCCUUCAGAAGAUUUCUCCAAUGAACCAGACCCAGAAGCUGCUAGAAUUAGCAGAACAGGAUUCAGAUGUUUUACUGCUGGAAGUCACUGGCUGGGUUAGUCAGAGAGAAUGGGUCAAAUCCUCAGGGCUGUGAGUCACCUUUAUUCUUUUUACCUUUAAAUGCUCCUCACAGAAUACAGAAUGUAGCAGAGGAUUUGACAUUCUGAGAUAUUCAGUCUCUCAAGACUUUUCUCAAAGAAUGAUUCUAGUCCUCAUGAUUGGGGAGAAGAUAUAUCUGAAAAGGAUCAGACAGUUUCAACUUAUAACCGCCUUUAAUUCACUGGCACAAAAUGUUAGGAUGGCCUCUAGCAUAUAUGUUAUUUAAAAGGGAUUACACAAAUUCAUGAAGGCCAGGUCUAAUUAUGGUUUUCACUAUGGCUUAAGAAUGGAAAUUGUGUGACAAGAGACAGUGUACCUCUUACUAUCAAAGGCAAGAGAAAAAUAAGAAAUGGCUACCUUCACCAUACCCCUACUUGUGAGUUUCACAUGGCUUACAACAGGCCUUUAUUUGAGUUACAGUGCUAAACUAAAUGGGCUAUGGGACUAAUCCCACCAGCGAACUCGUAUAUUAUAGGUGUGUAGCUAUAUAUGCAACCAGCUGCUGCAUAUACAAGCAGAUGUGUGCAAAAGGGGAACUAUCACUUCUGCUCUUACACCACUUUAAGAGGUCUUUUUAGUUGAACCUUGAGAGUACAGUGGUACCUCGGGUUACAUACGCUUCAGGUUACAGACUCUGGUAACCCAGAAAUAAUACCUUGGGUUAAGAACUUUGCUUCAGGAUGAGAACAGAAAUGGUCUCCGGCAGCGCGAGGCUUCAUUAACUUAAGUGGUGCUUCAGGUUAAGAACAGUUUCAGGUUAAGAACGGACCUCCGGAACGAAUUAAGUACUUAACCUGAGGUACCACUGUACCAGCACUCAUUCCCAAUUAGGCUCUACUGCUUGCAUUCUGCGCAUGUUGCAGCCAUAGCAACAUGCCCCACAUGGAAUGUUUUUCGCCCAUGGAUGCAAUUUGGAGUAUCUCACUGUAAAGCUGCUUGAAGGCCAAAGGACAGUAUCACGUUUCCCCCUGCAAAACUAUAUGCAGAGAAUCAAAGACAAUGAAUGCAAGAAAGCAAGUGGGAACAAGAGCCUCAGAAGCAAAACCACCUUAACUGCACUUACUAUCCUUAAGUUAAAUUCCAUUUAAGUAGCUUCACUUUGAGCAAGUCUGAAAGUAAAAAAUAAAAUAUACCUAAUGGUUACUACCAAGCUGAAAAACAAGUAUGAGAGUGUCUAUUAAUCCUGGAUAGACAUUUAAUACUUGUUCAGCAUUUUCUUGUAUACCUGACAUCCUAUACUUAUUACAGGGAAUGUGGAACUUUGAUGCAAAGUGAGGCUAAAUGAACAAUAGUCCCAUCUCCCCUUUUCCCUAUGUCUCAAGAGAAAACUCAACUGUGUCUUCUAUGAGUCAUCUGUUUGGAGACAUUUAUUUCUAUCAUAGUUGAUACAAGGCUAAAAUAAACUGCACACAGACUUUAUUCAGGCCCAUGGAAAAAAAAGAGAUAAACAGAUGAUCAGAAUCCGAAAGUUCAGUAAUGUAGGGAGAAUUAAGAACAUAAAAAUAAAACCUGAGUAGGAACAUUGACUGCCAGGAGAAAAACUGGAUCCUUGUACAGCUGUACCCCUGCUUCUACUUAAUAGCCUUAUCAUCUGUGAAAGCUGCAGUGUCUAGGGAAUAAGUAAGUGAAAACCUAUCCUGGUGACUAGGACAUGCAAAAAAGCAGAAAACCUCCAAUGGCAAAUUGCUACUAUCAUUUUUUCAGACCUACUAUUGGAAGUGAAGUUAUCCCUCUAAUGGACUCUUUUAACCCAAUAGCACUGUGCUAAAAAAAAUGGGGGGGGUGCUUUAAAAUGUAUCGAACCAUGUAAGUGCCAGUUCAGCAUUUUAAAUGUGCAAGUGGGGAAGAGAGAUGUAAGAGCAGGAAUCCACAAUUUCAACCACCAUAGCCAAGUGUCCCAUUGUUGUUUAGUCGUUUAGUCGUGUCCGACUCUUCGUGACCCCAUGGACCAGAGCACACCAGGCACUCCUGUCCUCCACUGCCUCCCGCAGUUUGAUCAAACUCAUGCUGGUAGCUUCAAGAACACCAUCCAAUCAUCUCGUCCUCUGUCAUCCCCUUCUCCUUGUGCCCUCCAUCUUUCCCAACAUCAGGGUCUUUUCCAGGAAGUCUUCUCUUCUCAUGAGGUGGCCAAAGUAUUGGAGCCUCAGCUUCACGAUCUGUCCUUCCAGUGAGCACUCAGGGCUGAUUUCCUUAAGAAUGGAUACGUUUGAUCUUCUUGCAGUCCAUGGGACUCUCAAGAGUCUCCUCCAGCACCACAGUUCAAAACAUCAAUUCUUUGGCGAUCAGCCUUCUUUAUGGUCCAGCUCUCACUUCCAUACAUCACUACUGGGAAAACCAUAGCUUUUACUAUACGGACCUUUGUUGGCAAGGUGAUGUCUCUACUUUUUAAGAUGCUGUCUAGGUUUGUCAUUGCUUUUCUCCCAAGGAGCAGGCGUCUUUUAAUUUCGUGACUGCUGUCACCAUUACCCUUUGGCAAGUGUCCCAUUACCCUUUGGCAAAUGUGAGAGGGGACCUAACCUCAUCUCCAGGUUGGAGCCAAGGAGAGAAUAAUCCCCAACCACUAUGCUUCAACUGCAAGAUUCAUACCUGCUACGCCCACUUCCAAAUUGAGAAGGCGGCUGCAGCACUAUCAGCAAACUAUAAUUUUUAAGAUUUGAGGGAACCACAACAGUUAAGCAGAUAUAAAAACCUCUAUGCAAUUGUAACAGAAGCAUGUUGUGUGCUUUUCCAAGACUGUAGCAAUGCAGGAGACUUGAUAUUCAUGCCACAUCACAGUUUUACAUUUUUAAGCUGCUUUUUAAAGCUAUAAUGUGUAUGACAAAUGCUGUAUUAACUGGAAUACCAAUCCAUUAGGCACUACUCAACUUUUCUUGUUUGGUUAAGCACUGAGUAGGCACCAUGAGAUUUAGCAGCAUAUACUUUGUAUACAAGCAAAAACAAAAUAUAAGAAGCCUUGAAAACACGAGAAAGAGAAAACAUCUACUGGGGAUUCGCAAAUCUGACAUAUAAAUACAAAUACAAAUAAAGCAAUGCACUAACAGCCAGUGUCUGCCUCCUGAUGGGGUAAUUUAGUUCACACAUCACCAUAAGUUAUGGUUAAAUGGGUUACCUUGCAUGAACAGAGUAAUAGUACAUGCUUGCCUAGUUGCUUCUGCUUCGCUCUUCCCCUGGGGCAAGCAGAAGUAACAAGCCAUGAAGUCUGACAUCCAAACCAGGACGUAACAACACACCAGCCAAGAACAAACCAUGAUCAUGGUUUGUUACACAGGCAUAAAACACAAUGCUGGUGUUUGGACAUUAAUGCCAAGCGAAAAGUCUUGGCUUGUUGCUCUUGUUUGCACUAGAGAUGGAACACAGGGGGUGUGAUGGAGCAGCAGGCAUUGGUACACUGCUCAUUUAAAAUAAGUUAUCAACCAUGACUUAUUGUGAGAAAAAGAUACCGCUCCGACAGGAAGGUAAACGGCAUUUCUGUGCGCUGCUCUGGUUUUGCCAGAAGCGGCUUAGUCAUGCUGGCCCCAUGACCUGGGAAAACGCUCUGCAGACAAACGUCGGCUCCCUCGGCCACUAAAGCAAGAUGAGCACAGCAAUCCCAGAGUUUUCUGCAACUGGACUUAACUGCCAGGGGUCCUUUACCUUUACCCUUAAGAGCCAUAGUCAGUCCCCUCUUAAACCGCGCUUGCAGCUUCUUUUCAUGUUGCAGCAUGAUUUCCUGAAGAGGUACAAGUAUUUAUUCCAAGGAUAGGCACUUCAGUUUUCUUAAUGUUAGUUGGCUCACUUCAUUUAUCUACUUGCACUUUGACAUGCUUUUGAACUGCUAGGUUGGCAGGAGCUGGGACCGAGCAAUGGGUACUCGCCCCAUCACGGGGAUUCGAACCACCAACCUUCCGAUCAGCAAGUCCUAGACUCAGUGGUUUAGACCACAGUGCCACCCGCAUCCUCUUAGGAAGGCUUAUUUCAAAGGUAUUUAAUUUUAAACUAAAUCUAAAAGGCUGUGCUAAAAGGCAAAUUGGAAUUUCUCACUACAGAACAAUAAAGACACCCAACUCUAGAUUUGGAAAGCUUCUCCACUCCUUUACACUUAAGUAUCAUGGCCACACCCAAUAACCCAAGCAGUGUUCCUCCCUACUCCUUUCUACUGGGGAUUCCAAGAUAAACAAUGCGAGUGACACCAUAGUAGAUUGAGAUUAGUCAAGUGUGAUGAAUAAAUCAGUUGUUCCACCUGUUUAAAAACACUUGUAUGUCAUCCUUUAUUGAAAGUAUUUCAGGGUAGUGUAUAGCAUAUGCCUAUCAGAAUACAAUGCAACAUGACAUUAACCUAAAAGUGGCAUGACACUCUAAUAUAUGUCCUCUCAGAAGUUAAGACUCACUGAGUUCAACAGAACUUACAGGUAUGUGUGCAUAAGACUGCAGCCUCAGUUUUGAAAAGUUGCACAAGAAGUAUACCACGAAUUCAAGCGAUGCAUCUACUUUGCACCAAGACCUUCUGGCAGACUAAUAAUUGCAGAAAGCAAUCAGAACUUAAAUAUAACAAACACUUUAUAUAUGGCUUGAAAUAGAAUUUCUAAUAAAACUAGUAUGAGACCAUUUGGUCUGUAGAUGACUCAUUUCCACAGAUAUGCUAUGCAGACACUGGCCAGCUGUUCCCCAGUUCUUUUCCUUCUUUAACAGGGAACCAUGACAAAUACUAUUUUUCUGUUUGUGGAAGGUAUGUUUGUGGGCAAAUGGGAUUUAUUUUUGAAUGGCUCAGUCAUGUAUUCCAAAUGGGUAGCAACGCAUAAACUUCUAUUUUAUUUAUUAGCUUUGAUUUGUGUGUGUGUGUUUAAACUGUACAGUGGAACCUCAGCUUGCGAACGCGAUCAGUGCGGGAGGCACAUUCGCAACCCGCAGCACCGCGUCUGCGCACAUGCGGGUCGUGAUUUGGCACUUCUGCGCAUGUGCAAAGCGUGAUUUGGCAAUUCUGCACAUGCGCCGAAACCCGGAAGUAACCCGUUCCGGUACUUCCGGGUUUGGCACGGUGCGCAACCCGCAAACACAUAACCUGAAGCAUCUGUAACCCGAGGUACCACUAUAUUUUUGUUAUUGGAUUGUUGUGGUUUUAUGUUGCACAGUCCUUGGGAAAUUUAUAUUGAACGAUUCUAUAAAAGGCUCUCGUUAAGAAAUAAAAUAACACAAAUAGAAAAAAGGCAAAGGAUAUUAAUGCUAUGUAAACAAAGAAUCUUGGGGUAACUUAAAAACAAGGACAGUUCUGGUGCAAUGGUGCCAGUGAUAUUUACAGUAAAGUACUAGGGCAAUUAAGGAGUUCAGACAUUUCUAAUAUUAGUAUUGAUGGCAAAGGGAAGCAAUCUUAUGCUAUGUACUGUUCUACUUACAUACAUAGGCAAACAUUAGCUGAGCAUUCAAUAUAUCUCCAUAUUUUUAUAUAGAAAAGCACCCAAAAUGCAGCUCCCUGUGAAGGGCAAUUAAUAAGUAGCAGACAAUUGUUUCACAGCCAAUACUGCACACCAGCGAAAACUGAUAUGCAUUUUAAAAGGUUACUAUGCAAGUAAAUUCCAGAACAAUUCCACCCAUAAUAGAUUUUACAAGUAAGGGCAACUGGCUGCAUGUGCCAACAAAAAGGGUGAGAUUUUCACAAGCAAAGCAAGUUUCACGGAGACAAAUUCCAUCAAUGUACACACAGAAAAUUAUACCACAUAAACAAAAAUGCUAAUAAACUUUGUUGGUUUGUUCAGGAGCAAGCCGAUCAUAAUAUCCACCAGGCUUUCUUGAGAAAUAAGGCCUGCUUUGUUUCUUAAAGAGAUCUUCAGGUGGCCUUAAAGGAACAAAUUCUUUCAUCAUAUAAAGGAAACAUUCCUGCAUUCCAGAACUGGCACCCCUACUGCAGCAUGCCAUUGCCAGCGUAAUGGCCAAAGCAUGGAACUCAGAUCAGGAGAAACAGGUUCAAAUCCUCACUCAGUCACACUGCUCACUGUACAACCUUGGGCCUGUCACAAAUUCCUCAGCCUAUCCUAUGUCAGAGGGUUGCUGUGUGAAUGAAAUGGAGGAAACUGUAUGUGUACUGCUCUGACCUCCUUGGCGAAAGUUGAGAGCAACAAGAGAGACCGCAGGCACACAACUUCCUUCCCUUUCCAAAGUCUAAACUUGUAGGUGCAGAUGCAUAGAGUCUCAUUACUUGCUACUGAGUACCACAAUUGCCCCAAUGCUGGUGGCAACGUUACAAAAUCCAGUCUUAUACCUGGACAACUCCAACCGAGUGCAGGUGCAUUUUUCAGUGUAUCCCUGGAUUUCACAAUCCAAGAGCCUCCCAAAGCAAACAUUCCUCUAUCUCUGCCCAGCCACUGCCUUUAUAAUAGAGCAUAAAUCUGAAAUUAAAAUAAGGAGCAUGGAUACCAUUCUUAUUACAGGAUGACCACCUUUCUCAAAGUAUCAAUGUCCAUGUCACACUGACACUUUAAGGUUACAAAUACAUAGAUCACUACCCCAAGACCUCCAGCCAUGCCUACAGCAUUUGUCAUACACUUUAUAGCUUUAAAACCCAGGACUUCUUAAUCCUAGGGCCCAAUUUAGGCUCCUCCCCCACAUAAACCACAAAGACUCCCUAAUCUACCAUGCUCCUACCAAGAGUCCUACAAUUGAAAUGACAAAAUCCACAGCUGGACAAUACCUUUAUUGGGACUAACCAAAAGUAUUGGUCUUAAAAAAAGUAUUGGCCCAACUUUAGCAUUUGCAUUUGGUCCCCCCCACCCCAGCCUUACAGACCAACACGGCUAUCUUUGCUUUUAAUGACUAAGACAGUCUCCAUCUCUUUGCAGACUUGCUUCAUACUUUGUCUCCUGCACCAACACCCUCACAUUCAAUAUGGUCAGAAGCCUGCCCCACCCGCAUUCAAAGUCCUCUUUAUUCCUCCUGGAUUCCCUUUCCUGUUCUUAUUGUCUUUACCUAGCUGUGCCACCUACAGUAUAUCUGUUGUCCUACCUUCCACCAUCAUAAACACAAAAACACCCUGCCCUUCUUCCAGUCCCAGAGUACCCACAUCCUUCCUAUCACACAACACAUUUAACUGUAACACCUCACUCAUAAACAGUUUCCCCCAUCACUUGCAACUGAUGAACCCCUAAGGAAGAAAUGAUAGGAAAUCCAAUCCCAAAACAAGCUUACCAGAUAAGUGGAAAGAGAUGGAGAAGGACAUGCAUUGCUUUAGGGCAAACCCAAGAACGUGCCAUAAGCUAAAAGGGCUGUGUUGCGGAGCACACAAAUGGGUACAUUCAUACCUAUGCUCUCAAGAGAGCAAUAAUUUUCUGCAACUGCAGAACUUUCCCCUUUUAUAUUGUUUGCACUGCCAACUCAGUAUGCCCCAAGUGCAGUUAAAAAGCAACUUUACAUUUUAAUAUAACAGCAUUUCCUAUGCUAGGUGUGUAGGCAUCCUUCAGCCCUGCAGAUGUUGAAUUGUAACUCCCAUCAUACCCAGGAAACAUGGACAAUGGCCAAGGAUGAUGGGGAGCUGUAGUUCAGCAACCUUUGGCAGGACAAAAGUUUCCUACAUCUGCCCUGCAUGGGUGGUAGUGUAAUUAUUAUUAUUAUUAUUAUUAUUAUUAUUAUUAUUAUUAUUAUUAUCUUCUCUACCCCACCCAUCUGGCUGGGUUUCCCCAGCCACUCUGGGCAGCUUUCAACAGAACAUUAAAAACAGAAUAAAACUUCAAACAUUAAAAACUUCCCUAAACAGGGCUGCCUUCAGAUGUCUUCUAAAAGUCGGAUAGUUGUUUAUUUCUUUGACAUCUGAUGGGAGGGCACUCCACAGGGCGGGUGCCACUACUGAGAAGGCCCUCUGCCUGGUUCCCUGUAACCUCACUUCUUGCAGUGAGGGAACCUCCAGAAGGCCCUCGGAGCUGGACCUCAGUGUCCAGGCUGAACGAUGGGGGUUGAGACGCUCCUUCAGGUAUACUGGGCCAAGGCCAUUGAUGUACAUUACAGAAGCAAAAUGCUUUACUAUGUUACAUUGGGCAGGUGACAAUAAAGUCAGGCUGCAAUCCAAAACACAUUGAUCAGGAAGGAGGCCCUACUGGCCACAACUAUUAUUGUUACAUUGUGAUUUAUUUCAUUUUUAUCCCACCCUUCCUUCAAGAAGCUCAGGGUAUGAUUUCUCUCUCCGUUUUUACUUAGACAACAUUCCUAGUAUCAGGUAGGUUAAGCUAAGAGAUAGCAACAGGAACAGGAUUACUCGGUAAGCAUCCGGACUGAAUGAGGAUUUGGACCUCAGUCGCAGUUUGACACUCUAAUCCAGACUUUCUCAACCUUGGGUCCUCAGGUAUUGUUGGACUACAACUCCUAUCAUUCCUAGCUAGCAGUCCCAGUGGUCAGGAAUGAUGGGAGUUAUAGUCCAACAACAUCUGGAGACCCAUGGUUGAGAAAGGCUGCUCUAACCACUACAUCACAUUGGUUCUUACACUGGAAUUUACUUUUGCUUAAGGACAUACAGGAUUGCCCUCUCAAAAAACGAUCUCUUGCUUCAGCAGCAAAGUACUCCGCUUGACACUAUCUGUACCUCCAACUCUUCCACCUAGAAAGCAGUGCGAGACUGCAUAGUAGAAAGAGCGCUUUGCUUCAGAAUUUAUCGAGAGAGCAAGCAAUUGCAGUUUAGACGCGUGCGUGCAUGUGUGCAUACCAUCUUGUACGCUCCGUAGUACAAAAACCAUCUUAGACCAACACAAUCAAGACCAACGUUUCUCAUUUUGGAAAGGAACCCUCUCACCCAACCCCACCGGUGGGUGAUGCAGCCCUUAUUAAAAGCAGAACCCAACUAAACUUUCGAACAUUUCCUUAUUUCCUCCUCCUUCUUAAUCCUGUGAUUCGUAACCCACUCCGGGAACCCCCUGACUCAUCCUUCUUUCUUUUGGCCGAAGGGAUGAAUAAAAACCACUUCGAUCAGCAGAAGUUACACCAGUGGCUCCUAGUGAAAGGGGAAACAACUUCUACAGAAAGAUGGGUCUGCCUAGGAAGGGCGUUGACGAAGAAGGUAGAGGGGACGAGGCACACACCCAAGGGAGGAGGUUGCCAUCCCAGCCCGCUUCCUGCACCAGGUGCUGAGGACCCUGCGGCCCUCUAUGAAGUUGAACUACAACUCCCAUCAGCCCCAGCAAGCGCAGCCGAGGCUAAGGGAUGCUGGGAGUUGCAGACCGGCAGCACCUGGAGGGCCGCGGAUCCCCCACCCACCUUUGCCCAACACCUUCCUGUUCAGAAAGCCCGAAGGCCCCGCCCGCGCCACGACCCUCCGCCGCUCCUCGGUCUCUCCCGGGUCAGCCUCUUCCCACACAGCGAAGGCAAAAAAACUGCCCCAUCCCAUAAUAACCGCUCCUGCCCAUGCCCUCCAGCGGACACCCGGAAAAGGGCAGCGCCUCGCCCUCCCGCCGCCACGGAGCGAGGCUUACCCGCUCACGGCCGCCUUCUCCGCGCCUCCCUCCGAACUCCUCAGCACCGAAGCGGCCUGUCCCGGCCGGCCGCCAUUCCACAGCUUUUCCUCUCCCCCGCCCCGCCCCAGCCUGCGCUGACUGAAGGUGGCCCCGCCUGCUCCGCCGCCGGUCCGCGCCCCCAUUGGCCGGCCGGUGUCUUCCCGCCCCAGCGCCAUUGGACGGACAGUGCUGUCAGUCACUUGAUAACCUUCCGCGAUUUGCGUACCCACCCAGAUUUCUUAAAUGGCCACACCCAAACCGAGCCUCCUCUUUGAUUUUUUUUAUAAGGGAACAACGCGGGGCGUACCAUAAUGCCGAGGUGGGUAGGGGGAGCGUUAAAGUGGUAGGUCGGGGAGGUGAGGCACGUUUAGGAGCGAAUGCCAAUAGACUGAGAAGGGAAAGUUACAGCUUGUUAUGGGUUGCUGUUUUGCUUUUAAAUAGAAGUUAUUUCUUUGUUGAUAAAUUCGCGUCAGUUUUCAGCAGGGAACUGACCUCCUCGUGGUUUCGCCCGGCCUCUCCUUCGUUCGCCCGGGCGGGGCCGACCUGUGCUCUGCUCUUCGGGCUUAAAAGGAGGGCGCCCCCUGGCGUGUUAGCGGUAUUACUGCAAGAAGGGGAAAGGGGCGGGGUUGCUUUUUGAGACUCCGGAGACGGAAGGGAGCGGCGAGAGCCGGGGUGGCGCUCGCUCGGGACUUCUCUUUCAGUGGAACCUGUGGUCAAGCCAGUCCUUCUGAGGGAGGAUCUUACCUGCCUAUGACCCACGUACUUUCAGACGUCUCUGCCGGCGGCCUCUCCAUUCAUGAAGCACAAAACAGGGUGGCCAGGUGCAAAAAGGGGCAAGGCUCCUGGAGCUUUAAAAGUUAUGUAGAAUGCCAAAGAGCUGUUUGAGGUGCAAGAGCCCAACCCUGGUUUGCAUCUGGCUACUCUAAACACUAACCUUAUUAUUUUUUCUUUAAAAAACCCUGCUUCCUUUUGCGAUUUCUUUCUCCACCCCCCUCUCCCCACCCAGUCGUGGUCUGUCUGUCUCUGAUGGCUCCUUGUGCUGAAUUAUCUUCAGAUGUUGAUUGAUUGAUUUCGUUUCCAAGCAUAAAAAUCAGUCCGCUGCCUCUGUAAGGAUUCCAUCGUCUAGCGUGGCAGGGCCUGCACUUUGGAACUCCCUGCCUUUGGAGAUCAAGCAGGAGGUGCCUUCCCUGUACUCUCUUCCGCACCUGUUAAAGACGUUCCUGUUUGGGCAAGCCUACCCAGAUGCUUAGAAAGUCGAGUUAAUUUCAAACUUCUUUUUUUUUUAAAUAAUAUUUAUUGCUUUUAAAAGUUACAAAAAAGUAGAAAAAAGAGAGAAAAGACAAAAAAGAAAAAGAGAAAAAGAAGAAAGAUAAAAACAAUACAAUAUAUAAACAAUACAAGCCCACCCUAAACCCAUUGAACUAAACACAUGAACAAAGCAGAACAAAAACAAUUUAAAAACAUCCCUCCUUUUCCAUACUCUGUCCUUCAUUCCCUUGUUUCCUCGACUUCCUCACACCUCCCUUCUUGCAUCCCGCUUCUAAUACUUGUUUCAGCAAAUCCUUUCCAUCUUUCUCUAUUUUCUGUCAUAUUAUGAAUAACAUAUUCUUUAAUCUUAUUUCCCAUUAACGGUUGAUUACUUAUAUACACCCAACUUCUUAUAGCAUUUCUGCUAAAUCCAUAAAAUAUCAUCCCACCAUUUCUGACGGUCAUUACUUUAACAAAAUUUCUAAAUAAACACUUUAAAUUUUCCAUUAAUCUUCCACUAUCUCAUCUCCCUGGCUUCGGGUUCUGCCAGUCCUUUCCGUCAGUUCCAUAUGAUCCAUCAACCUGGAGCCCUAAAAUCCGAGGCUCUUAAAUCUCUUCCAAGUCCCUUCUGCAGGUCUUCUUCAUAUUCUUUGAUGCUCAGGAGCAAAUCUCGGGAAAACUCCAGCCUAGCAAUACUUUUGUUCCUUCUGAACAGUUCAGCCAAAUUUCCAAAGUUAAAAGUAAAGUCCAUAGAGUAUUUCAGAACGUAUUUCAAACUUUUUUUCUUUUUUUAGUAUUUUGUAUCUUUUAAAAUAGGGCUGUGCAUUUUUCUUGAUUUUUACUGUUUUAUCUUUUUGUAAACCUCUGAGGUUUCUACAAUCAAGCGGUGUUUAACUUUUACUAAAUAUAUAGAUAAAUAUAGAUAAAUAAUAAAAUCUAUACAGAAUUAAAACACACAAGAAACAAUUCCAUCAAAACAUUAAAACACACAUAUUUAAAAUACUCGUGGCUACUGCCCAGGCAUCAACUCCACGUACCCCAUUCUUCUUUCCCCACACUUGACCAGCCCCUCCUCCUUCCCUUUACAGCUCACCUAUCCCCUAAAGCCCAACCCAAGCCCCUCCUGUCCCAAGACCCACAACCCUUUAAAGGAGGGGCGAGACACUUCACACAGCUUGCUAAAACUACAUGAAGGGCCUCUCUGCCCCCACCCUGGCCACCAUGAUAAGCCUCUGUUGGUGGCCAUGUGAACUGCAGAGCAUUGCAACACUGUGUUUUAAUGUAUACACUGUAUAGGAAGAUACAAUAAAACAAGUCAAUUAAAAAGCAUAACAACUGAAUAGUUAAAAAACAAUUACGGUACUUUUCCAUGUAUAAGACUAGUUUUUUUUACUCUAAAAUUAUGUUCAAAAUCUGGGCUCGUCUUAUACACGAAUAGUGCAGAGUGGGGAGUCCCCAAAUCAGAGUCUCCCAAAAUAGAGGGCGUCUUAUAGAUGGAAAAAUACGGUAAAACGGAUGAAAAAGUUCCAGGCUCACCAGGUCUCUUUAUCCUGAUUAAAUAAAUCAUUAAAACCCAUCCUUUCUCAUUUACAUUACUGAAACUGCCUUGGUCGCACUGGUUGAUGAUCUCCGGCGGGCUAGGGACAAAGGUGAGAGCUGUUUCCUAGUUCUGCUGGAUCUCUCAGCGGCGUUUGAUACCAUCGACCAUAACAUCCUUCCGGACCGUCUUGAGGGGCUGGGAGCUGGGGGCACUGUCAUACAGUGGUUCCGCUCCUUCCUCCUGGGCCGUGUUCAGAAAGUGGUGGUGGGGUAUGAGUGUUCAGACCCCUGGGCUCUCACUUGUGGGGUUCCUCAGGGUUCUGUCCUCUCCCCCAUGCUUUUCAACAUUUACAUGCAGCCACUGGGAGAGAUCAUCAGGAGGUUUGGGCUGGGUGUUCAUCAGUAUGCGGAUGAUACCCAGCUCUACCUCUCUUUUAAAUCAGAACCAGUGAAGGCGGUGAAGGUCCUGUGUGAGUGUCUGGAGGCGGUUGGAGGAUGGAUGGCGGCUAACAGAUUGAGGUUGAAUCCUGACAAGACAGAAGUACUGUUUUUGGGGGACAGGAGGCAGGCAGGUGUGGAAGAUUCCCUGGUCCUGAAUGGGGUAACUGUGCCCCUGAAGGACCAGGUGCGCAGCCUGGGAGUCAUUUUGGACUCACAGCUGUCCAUGGAGGCACAGGUCAAAUCUGUAUCCAGGGCAGCUGUUUACCAGCUCCAUCUGGUACGUAGGCUGAGACCCUAUCUGCCUGCAGACUGUCUCGCCAGAGUGGUGCAUGCUCUGGUUAUCUCCCACUUGGACUACUGCAAUGCGCUCUACGUGGGGCUACCUUUGAAGGUGACCCGGAAACUACAACUAAUCCAGAACGCGGCAGCUAGACUGGUGACUGGGAGCGGCUGCCGAGACCAUAUAACACCGGUCUUGAAAGACCUACAUUGGCUCCCAGUACGUUUCCGAGCACAAUUCAAAGUGUUGGUGCUGACCUUUAAAGCCCUAAAUGGCCUUGGUCCAGUAUAUCUGAAGGAGCGUCUCCACCCCCAUCGUUCUGCCCGGACACUGAGGUCCAGCUCCGAGGGCCUUCUGGCGUUUCCCUCACUGCGAGAGGCCAAGUUACAGGGAACCAGGCAGAGGGCCUUCUUGGUAGUGGCGCCCACCCUGUGGAACGCCCUCCCAUCAGAUGUCAAAGCGAUAAACAACUACCUGACAUUCAGAAGACAUCUGAAGGCAGCCCUGUUCAGGGAAGUUUUUAAUAUGUGACAUUUUAGUGUAUUUUUCAUCUUUGUUGGAAGCCACCCAGAGUGGCUGGGGAAACCCAGCCAGAUGGGCGGGGUACAAAUAAUAAAUUAUUAUUAUUAUUAUUAUAUUUCUUAAUCUACUCAACUUUUUAAUUUUCUAUUGGUUGGAUGAUUAUUGCAUUGUUUUAACCGUGUUUGUGUGCUACAUUUAAGCCAGAGUGGGAAAGCCUUUUCUGCCAGGGGGCCACAUUCUCUUCUGUGCAAUUUUCUGUGGGCCACAUAUCAGUGGUGGCCAGGGCCAGAAGCAAAGCAGGUGCAGCAAUGAAUGCGAGUUUUGCCUUUGUCUAGUAAGCUAGCUUCCAUACACACCCACACCCCACUCUCCGUUCCCCAUCCCAGCAAGCAAGAGGCAUUAUCAGAAUUCAAGGACACAUUGCAGCCAGCCCAAAACACUCAAGGAAGAUGCAAAGCAGGGCCUGAGGGGGGUGCAGACUUGGAAGAGCCUUGAGGUCUAGUUAAAGAGACUUGGAGGAUUACAUUUGGUCUCCCCAAGCCUGAGAUUCCCCUUGGAUUCUUCCAAAUGUUAUUAACUGGAGAAAUGGCACGUAUGCCUCACCAGUGCCUCAUGAUACAGGUGACAUCAUUAUUGUUGCACACCACCGCAGUCUUUGAGCAGUGUGAGAUUCCAGGCACUUACCCAGGAUUCGUGUUUCCUUCUGGAAUGAGGCACAGUGGAGACUAUGGUGUCUUUAUGAUAUACGGCUUAUUUACUAUUGAGGGGUUCACAGCACCCCAAAAGGGUCUUUCUUCCCCCAUAGCUGCAUCCUUUUAUUCAAAUGGACUCUCCAAUUUGCUGCUUUUCUUCUAACUCACAUCACUCUGAUGUCAAUUCUGGCUUUGUCCUUCUAGCCAUCCACAAGUUUGCUGUCUCACACAGAGCCCUUUUCCUCUGUUGCCUUAAUGGCCCAUCGGCCAGGCGAUCACAUCACCAGGAAUCUAGCCUGACUUACAAUUUCACACUUUCUGGAUCCAGGGGUUAGAAGGGUCUCAACAUGCAGCCUCCCCACCCCCCUGCACAAACUCAUACCGUUAUUACAUCACUUGCUUUGAUAUGUCUCAUCUGUAUGUGUUAAAACUUGCAAGUAUGGCUAAAACCCAUAAAGUUGUACAGCUGGCAACCAUUUUGUGUGCGUCCAAUUGGCAUGUGAUCGCCAGCAUGCAGGUCCCUUUGGAACCGGAAGUGGGCAUAAUGUGGGUGGGGCAUAACAGGGUGGGGUGCGCUUAUGCAAGUUCUUCCAUUGUGGGGGGGCAGGAAGGGAACCCCAACAAGAAAUGGUCCUCGCCUGUAUCUGUCAAACAUAAUUAGAUGGGUCAAUUGGGUCUGAAUUUUCAAAGGGUUUUGAAUUUCUUACAGUAAACAACGAAGUGGCAGUAGAGGUCAGGAAGGAAAAACGAGUGCUAGUUCUGCAGGCCAUAGACGUGACAAUGCCUAGGAAUAAAGGUGUGUGUGUGUGUGUGCGCACAAACAUCCCUGCAUAUUUUCAAACAAACCUUCAGCUUCAUGAAGACCAGAAGCUUGCUGACUUUUCUAAAAAAAAAACAGAGCAUCUUGGAAACACACGAGCAGGUGUCACACACAAUCCCACAUUCACAAAAGCAUGGGGAACAAACAGCCCUCACGUAAUCAGGGCUGCCCUCUCCCCCAGCACACCAUUGUUUUCCUCAGCAAAUAAGUUUGCUCAAGUCUGCAGCUGAGAGGAGUUUUUCUGCUGCAUUGAGUAUGUCAGCCUCACCAAGAAUCUGAUCUGAGAUUAGGAGACGUGGGUCGCUAAAGAGCUGGAACACAGGUGUUUUCAAGAGACAAACUGCAGGUGUAGAUGCUUGAAUCAACUUUGGGAAAGAUUAAAAAGCCACAUGUAAUACUCUGCACCUUAGCAAUCUCGAAGGUUUCCAAUCACCUGCUACUCACACAAUUGACCCCCUCUCUACAAAUAUGCACACUCUGAUGACAUCAUUUCUAUUUUUGUACAUUCUGAUUUGGGCACCAAUUGCCGCUAAUUUCAACAUAAAAGACUUAGAUGCCUGAAUGAUUUUUAGCAAGUCUUCCCUUUCCAAAGUUGCCUCUCUACUCCCAAGGCUGCCACCAGGGCACGACUUGGGGACAAGGAACCCAGGCUUCAGAAUGGAUGGGAGGGCCCCAAACACAGCAGCUUCAUCACUAUACUUUGAAGCCCGUGGAGUAAUACACGUUGCAGUUGAAAGAGGCAGGACCACUAAGGGUCACUAACAUGUGCCCACAGAGGCUCUCCCUAGACCCCACGGGAUCCCCUCCCCUGUCACAUCCACACACACACACCACAAACAGUAGCCUUGAAAUAAAUUUUCUACGGUAGCUAAAGGUGAGGGAAGAAAUUCAACUGGUCCUCAUUUAAAGGUGAAGCUGGUUAAUUUGCACUUUCCAAAACAAUGCAAGAACCGAAACACAGUGAUUUUCAAAACUUAUAGUAACCAUCUCUGAAUUUUGCAAGCAGUUCUUCAGGCAAACGACCUUGGUGAAAAUGAAAGUAUGCAUAAAAAUGCAAACACUGAAAAUGGCACACACAAAUGCUUUAUAUUAGGGGCAAUUGCUUGCAAAAAUGUGUGCCGUAGUCAAAACUGCAUUUUAAAAAAUGUGUUUAUUAGGAGAAAGGCAUACUAAGAUGCUGAUGAAUUUUCAUGAGAGUAUUUUUGUAAAAAGAAAAAAAAGCAAAGUAUUUCAGAAGCGAAUUUAAGAUGGGAAAAGUCAGAAACUUGAGAGAAUCAGAAUGGACAGAUCUGCCCACCCCUAGUAGCCAAUAGUCGAUGUUGCUGCUGCUUCUCUUUCUUCUUUGGUGAUCACUCGUAGCAGAGUAAGAUUGUCUUCCAUAAACACGGUUUUAACAAUGAGUCCGUAAGUGACUGUGGCGGCCAAUUCUGAAUCCACACGUCCUUCCACUGUGGGGACAUUGGUUUCCAGGCGGGAGUUGAUCAUGGUGUGGAUUUGCCAAGAAUGCCUUCCUCUUAGCACGUUUCUCCCUUGCGUCCUGAGUUUGAGUGUCUUCAAAGCCCAUGACACCUUUGGUAAAGACUGUUCUCCAACCGGAGUGCUCGCAGGCCAGUGUUUCCCAGUUUAAGAUUUGCCUUGAGACAGUCUUUACACCUCUUGUUGACUACCAGCAUUAUGCUUUCCAUUUUUAAGUUUGGAAUAGAGUAGUUGCUUUGGAAGACGAUCAUCAGGGAUCCACACAACAUGACCAGUCCAACGAAGCUGAGGUUGAAGAAUUAUUGCUUCAACACUGGUGAUCUUUGCUUCUUCCAGUACACUGAUAUUAGUUCGCCUGUCUUCCCAAGUGAUGUGUAAAAUUUUUUGGAGACACCAUUGAUGGAAUCUUUCGAGGAGUUGGAGAUGGCGUUUAUAAGUGGUCCAUGUUUCACAAGCAUACAGUAAGGUUGGUAGUACAAUAGCUUUGUAAACAAACAUUUUGAUUUCCCUGUGAAUGUCCCGGUCCUCAAACACUCUGCACUUCAAUUAGGAGAAAGCCGCACUCGCAGAACUCAGGCGAUGCUGGAUUUUGUCAACUCAAUGUGCUUGAUUGCAGGCAGGAUGGAGAGUGGUGUGUGGAGAAACUAGUCUUCCCUACAAAGGUAACAUUUACAUUCCUUCCUCCACCCACAUUUCCCUAUCUACCCACCACCACUGGCAAGUGCCCUGAAAGGCUGCCUGAGAGAAUGUGGCCCUUGGGCUGAAAAAGGUUGCCCCCCCCCCGCCUCAACCAUCAGCCCUCCACCCACAGCCACUGACCACGCUCAUUCCAUGUAUGGCUCUUUCACAGUUGCCCUGCUCUCUUUAGGGUUCAUUUACGCUAAUUUUGCUUUGCAGGUUUGCAAACCUUGAGACUUCCCCCAAGCCUGUUAAUUCCUCCCUCUUAUGCAUGGAUUACCAUUAUUUAUUAAAUUGCUUUUGUCACAGCAGCUCAAAGCAAACUUAAAAUAUUCUAAGCAAAAGCAAACACACACACAGGCAUACAUUUAAACCAGCAUUUAAAAAAUAUCUAAAAGACAAUUCCAUAUAUAUAUAUAUAAACAUCCCACUCAUGCGAAGGCCAUAGAUAGGUAAAAGUCAAAGGCCGGAUGAAAAAGGCAGCUAAAGAUACAUAACAAUGGUGGCAGGCAAGCCUUACUAGGGAAUCAUUCCACAAGCCGGGAGUCAACACUUCAAAUGUGAUACUACCUCUUAUUUACCUGAAGGGGGUGAGAGGCUGGGUAGACACCAUGCAUUUAAAGCACAUGGCUAGAAGUGUGUGGCCUAAACCACAGAGCCUCUUGGGCUUGCUGAUCAGAAGGUCGGUGGUUCAAAUCCCCACAACAGGGUGAGCUCCCAUUGCUUGGUCCCAGCCCCUGCCCACCUAGCAGUUUGAAAGCACGUCAAAGUGCAAGUAGAUAAAUAAGUACUGCUGCAGCAGGAAGGUAAAUGGCAUUUCCAUGAGCUGCUCUGGUUCGCCAGAAGUGGCUUAGUCAUGCUGGCCACAUGACCCGGAAGCUGUCUGCAGACAAACGCCGGCUCCCUCGGCUUAUAGAGUGAGAUGAGCGUGCAACCCCAGAGUCGUCCGUGACUGGACCUAACGGUCAGGGGUACCUUUACCUUUAGAAGUGUGCGUAUCUAGAGCACCGUAGGAGCAUGCUUUUGUCAAUAAAGAAUUAACUUUCAGACGUGCACCUUCCUUGGCUGCAGGUGCCUAGGAUAGGCUGGGCUCCUCCACUCCUGGACCUGCAGUUUACUUUUUAGAGCAGCGCUGGAAAACCUGUGCCUCUCCCAAUGUUGAGAGACAUAAGAAGAGCCAGCGGGAUCAGGCCAAUGCGCCAUCUAGUUCUCUCAGUGCCCCAGUGCCCCAUUCUGUUCUCUGUGGCCAACCAGAUGCAAGCAGGAGCCAAGCACACAACCUCCUCUUUCCCCGCCUGUGGUUUCCAGCAACUGGUAUUCACAAGCAUUACUGCCUCCGACUGGGGAGGCAGGGCAUUGCCAUCAUGGCUAGUAGCCAUCAAUAGGCUUAUCCUCCAUGAAUUUGUCUAAUCCUCUUUGAAAGCCAUGCAAUUUGGUGGGCAUUACUGCAUCCUGCAGGAGCGACUUCCAUCGCUUAAUUAUGUGUGAAGAGGUCCUUUCUUUUAUCUGCCCCAAAUCUUCCAACAUUCAGCUUCACUGAAUGUCCACUAGUUAUCGUGCUAUGGGAAAAGAAGAAGAAGAAAAAUCUCUAUGCACUUUCUCCAGGCCAAGUCUAGUUUUAUACACCUCUCUCGUGUCCUCUCUUACUCACCUUUUCUCUAAACUAAAAAGGCAAAACGUUAUUGGACUCCACCUCCCAUCAGCCCCAGCCACUAAGGUCAGGGAUUUCUGAAUUUGGGGGUGGUAGUGGUCUGGCCCCCACAAACCUAUAACACUAUAAUGUGGACACCAUUAAGUCGUCUGUUCCUCCACAGGGAUGUGACAGUGUGGCAUUCUAAAAGACUCAAUAACCAAAUACUUAGGGAGAAGCGGAGGAACUGGAUAUGGGUUUCCAUUUUUGGCAGAAAACCAGCAUUUUGCACCCCAUCUUGCUCCACCUUUAUAAUCCUUUUGGGACGAUAUAAUACCUCUUGGGUAUUAUGCCAACAGCAAUUGUUUUGUUAAAGCGCAUUCUCACCCCACCCCCCGCUUCCCCCGUUAAUUUCACAGCAGAAGUAGUGGUGGAGAAACUAAAGUCAUGGAAAGGUCACCAAAUAACGAUUUAGCUUUUGCUGCUUCAACACACACAACAGCGUUUAUGUAGCGACUCCGAUCUUUGCCUCCCCUGAUCCUUAGCAGAGCCAUACAUCUAAAUAAAUCAGCAGGACAGCAAGCUUAGACUGGUUUAUAUUGGUAGAUUACCCAUCAGCUAAAAGAUGCAAUCAUAUCCACUUACCUGGAGCAAAGUCCCAUUGAACUAUAUGGGAUUUGCCUCCAAAUAAACAUGCAUAGGAUCGCACUGCACAGCAGUAAUUGGGAUGGGCACAUUUUAAUUGGGCUCUGAAUUAAAUGAACACCUGUAGGGCAAUUUUGAUCUAGGUACCCAUGUACAGUAUAAAAUACACAUUCCUGCAAUGAUUUAUUUAAUUUACUGCACAUUUAAUUUAAAAGGUUUUUAGCCUGUCUUUCAGCAAAAGGAUCUUACUAUUAUCAGGAAUGUAUCAUACACAAUUAAAGAUGGCCCUUCUACCUGAUAAUGAAUAUCAAGUUUUGUUUAUUUAGUGCUGGGGCGGAGAACCUGCGCCUCUCCAAAUGUUGCUAGAUAGUUCCCAUCAUACCUGACCAUUGACCAUGUUGACUGGGGUUGAUGGGAGUUGGAGUCUUAACAACACCUAAGUCCUGAAUUACGGGUUAGAUUCAGCCUUCUUCACCCUGGUCCCCUCCAGACACCCUGGAUGACAAUUCCCAUCAUGCUGACUGGGGCAGAUGGGAGCUGUAGUCCAAAACAUCUGGAGGGCACUGUCAUGGACUGGCUGGAUGCAGAGGGAGGCACCAGCUGUGAAACCCCCAAGGGAAGAAGGCUUUGAGCCGGGGAAUUGGUGAUGGGGUGAUGUUGAAUGGUCAGAGGGAGAAGAGGGAGCAGACUGGGAAGAGGAAUUGUCAGAAGCUGAAAGGGUAACAGGGUUUAGUGAGCAGGAAGAUUCUGUGACAGACAGCAGCCCAGAACCAGAUAGAAGCAGAGGCUAGAGAGGCGGGGGGCCAAGAGGCAGACAUGAGGCAGGCUGCUGAAGAAGCCAGUGGGUUUCCCCCUACUGCUGCAACUAGCUCCCCUCCUCCUUGGUCUCCCAGAACCAGAAGAGGUAUGAAGAGGGUGGAGCAAUGACAGACGAGCCAAUGAAGUCUCAGUUUGCCUGGGGUAAGCACCUGGGGGAAGAGGAGACUUAGGGAACUGUGGGGAGGCAGGGACCCUUAGUCCCUACAACUGCCUCAUUGGAGCAAGAUCUACUGAGAAGAGUUGCUGUGCUCACUAGGCCUCCUGAACUGUUUUGUUUCUUUGAAUAAAGAGUUAACUUCACAGACACCCUGUGAGUUAUUGCUGACCUGCUGCCAGCAGGCACCAAGUUGAGGAAGUCUUGGUUAGAUGGUCAGGACUGUCGAGACAGUUCAAAUCCCCACUCUGCUAUAAAGCUCAUGUGGCAACCUUGGGCCAGGCACUCUCAACUCAACCUAAACCUACCUCAGGUGUGGGAAACCUUUAGCUCUCCAGCUGUUGCUGAACUAAACUCCCAGCAGCCCCACCAAACACGGCCAAUAGUGAGGCACGAUGGGAAUCAUAGUUCAGCAAUGUCUGGACGGACAAACGUCCCCCACACCUGCCCUACCACCGAGGGUUGGUUGAGGAUACAGUGGGUGGGAACCCUGUAAACUGCCCUGCUCUACUUCUAGGACAGGUGGGAUAGAAACCAACAAGAACAGCAAGCCUUGGCAUAUUAAAUAUUAAGUUAUCCCCCACUUUUUUCAAAGAGGAAGCUCAAUUUGAGGGCACGGCAAGAUGCAAAGCUACGGAGUUGAACUGAUAUGUCAGCUGAAAAUAAACACCAACCAACUUGAUGGUACCAUCAUCCAACAGCUCCAAAUAAUAUGGCGUUAAUGCUGCUGAUGGUCACGGAAGAGCAAUGAGGGCGGCUUGCCUCACCACUGCAGAAAGGCUCUGUGUUGUUUUAAUUCUGUAAUGCUUAGCUUGGGAAGGAGGAGGAGAAGCCCCUCCCACGCUCUGUUCUCCCCCCUGCUCCUUGCCUUUCAGCCUGCUCUACCCUGCUGCGAUUCCCUUUCCGACAGGGACCCACGCCAACGCUGAUGGAGGGCAGUUCUAGGAACGCCGCUGCUGCCAUGAUCCUGCUGACAUUUGCUAAUCAGCUUUAACCUUAGAUCUACACAUGCACUGUCUGGCUUGCUGUCUUGUCUCCAUGGAGACACACAGCAACCUUUGCUCACAAGCUAAUGGUACCUCCGAAAGCACACACACACACACACACAAACACCACCGAAAAACAAAACCCGCUCUCUCCUUCCUUCCCAUUAGAGCCAGGUGGAUAAGGGGCACUUUGCCCAAUAGAAGGAGCGGGGGACAAGAACCACUUCUGGCUGCAUACACAGUAUACUUUUAAAGCACAGUCCCUUUCAGUAAAAAAGAAUCCUGUAUAGUUUGUUCAAGGCAUUGAAAAUUGUAGCACUGUGGAGGUAAACUACAGUUCCCAUGAUUCUUUGUUUUUCUUUGGGGCUUUAAAAGCACUCUGUGUGUGGUCUAAUUCUUUCCAUACCUUUAUUCUUCUGGAAAGGGGUGUCACUGUUGGCACGUUUGUUUUAUCUUAAAGGAACAGAAUUGCACAGGGAAGAAGCUAGGCGUUCUUAAACUAAUCACGCUGGUUCAAAAUCUCCUACUCAUUUGGACUCAGUUCACUCUAUUAAAAAAAAAUAAAAAUCAACGCUUUUGCUAGCUUAUAAAGCCAGGUGAGCCAUGGAAAUGAGAGCCUUUUCUUGAAUCGGUAACUGAAAGCUCAAGGCAUAAAAUGAGGCUGCUGGUUCAGGCCAGUGGCCCAUCUAGUUCUCACAGGGGAGGGAAGCCCCCUUCUCACCCUCCAUGGGAGAAAUUUAGCAGUCCGCUGGAUGAGAGGCAGAGUUCUCUUUCCUCUGCUAGCCCCUAGCAGGCUUGUCAUCUUUGCAGUCUGGUAACAUUGGUGGGUUUUAUAAAGCUGCCCUAAGCCACAGACCCCUGUUAUGCAAACACAGCGGUUGACAAGGAUUCUGUGCCUUCUCUCCUCCCAAAAAGACUCACCCUCCACAAGUUUACAUGGAAGUAUAUUCCACUGAGUGCCUAGGACUGCAGGGCCAGACCAUUACAUUUUGCUGGAUGAGGAGGAGAUGCACAGUACCUAAGGCUAUGCAUGUUAUUUUGGCACCUCUCCCUAACAGUAAAAAUGAAACAAAACACCGUAAUGAUGCAUUAGAUAAAUAACGAUCUGUUGCCCUUUCAUGAUACCCCAAAUCACCUGACUGGCGCAACCCCCUCCCUCUGCCUAAAGGUAGGAUGAGCUCUAAGAUGUUUUUGUUCACAUCCACACCUUAAAGCACAUGGUUUCCUCCAAAGAAUCCUGGGAACUGUAGUUUGCCCUUCACAGAGCGACCAGAAUGCUUAGCAAGCAAGAGUUCCCAGGAUUCCUUGGGUGAAGUAAUGUGCUUUAAAUAGAUGGUGUGCAUGCAGAGACUUUUGUUCAUAUUUACACUGUAUAUUUAAAGCACAUUUAAACCACAUGCUGCCCCCCAAACAAUCCUGGGAACUGCAGUUUACUCUUCAGUUCCAGCACUUAAACUACAGUUCCUAGGAUUCUUGGGUAGAGGGGAAUGUAGUUUGCUUUAAAUGUAUGCUGUGUACGCAGCCUAAGGAGCCUAAAAUUUGAGGAACUCCAAGCAAAUAUGCUGUUGGGAAGGGAAAGAAUCCAAAUCUUAUUCAUAAUGGUUCUGGUCUUAUCAAGUAUAAAUGUUUUCUUAUCAUAACUUCCAGGGGGGUGGUAAAAGAGGAGAUAAAGGAGUAGGAGGUAAAGAAUUUCAAUCCCAGGGAGGGUUAAAAGCACCUCCCUUUCCCAGAAGUGCCUUGCUUUCCCUCGUCUUCCCUCUCAAAAUUAAUACGGGGAAAGAUGCCCAUUACCUGCUACCAGAUAAUGACUAUGAUUAGGUGGAUCUCUGCCACCAGCCAAGAUCUGAAGGAUUUGCUCAGGGCUCCAGCAGAGGCUGCCACUGCAAAAACAAGAGCCAUAAAAGUGUAAAUAAAAGACUUUGGAAGACAGCUCUGGCCGCCUGGAAAGGGCACAGGCUGAAAGAGCUUUGAUUAUCUUCUGCAGCAGGGCUCUGCGUUUGAGCAUCUGGGUUGAAAGAAAGACACAGACACAAGCCAACCUUGCUUUUUAUCCCAAAUCUGAAUGAGAACCAUUUUGUGGGGUGGGUAGUAAUAAUAGAUAUAGAACACCUGCGUGGUAAUUAAUAAAAGAAUUGGCUGGAUCCCUAGAUCCAAAGCAUGGGGCUAAACACACUCUCCAGCAAAAGAGAGCCGCUGCCCCCAGUAGACACCCACAGGAAGAUCACUGUUUCCUUAUCCUUUAAUUUUUACACAUUUACUCUCAAUCUGCCUUCCAUGCUCCAGGUCACGGAUCUCUUCACAAGUUCCUAUGUUCCAGUCAUGAGUCUUAUUCCACCAAGUUUCAGUAGUGUCUAUUAGGUUGCAUUUGCCAUCAGGUAUUGAGAGACAAAUAAAACCAUGAAUCAUUCCCUCCAACUGCUUUCUUCUUGUAGUUUUCUGACCUUUAGCAGGUUUCUGUAGCACCUCCUCAGUUUCCUGUUGUCAUGGUCCGGCUGGAUGCAGACUCCAACCCUGACAGCUGUGCAUCAGUGAAGAUAUUAUCCUCAGUACCUCCAUGUCAUGGAGGGGGUCCCUAGAGAUAGAAGUUAAUUGGGAAAGGGGAGAGAAAGAGGGCAACCCCCUUCUCCCAAGUGACUCUACUCUAUUUUGCAGUCCUGCUGGGCUUAAGCUUGCAGAAGCUGCAUACACACUCUUCUAUAUUAGGGAAGACUCAAGCAAGCCCACCACCUGGAGGAGCCCAGGCAAAGAUGGAGACUUUAGCUUUCCCAGCCAGACCUGGAGAUACCAAGGAUUACACCUGGGAUCAUCUGCCUUCAAGCAGAUUCUCUACCAGCAUCUGUAAGAACACAAGAACAGCCCUGCCUCCUGCCUCAAAUCCUAGAGAGCUGCUGCUAGCAUCAAAAAUUGUGAAUCAGAUGCACCAAUAGUCUGGCUUGAGAGAAGGCAGAUUCCUAUGUUCCUCUGUUCCAGCCUGGUCCAUGGACUACCGACUGAGCAACAGGAGAUUCACAGUCUUAUAUUUAGUGGCCCAGAGGCACUGGCGGAGGAAAAGGAGUGCAGGGGGAGCGCACCACCCCCGCAGCGCGAUCCCGGUGGGGUGCCAUUGUGGCUGUCCCCCUGCCCACGCUGGGCACCAAGCCACUGCAGGCGACGCGCCAUGCCCCCGGGACACGUGCCAGCCGUGCCCCCGCCUGCUAUCCGCCCCCUGGUGCCAGAGCGUGAAUAAUAAUAAAAAAAAUAAUUUAUUAUUUAUACCCCGCCCAUCUGGCUGGGUUUCCCCAGCCACUCUGGGCGGCUUUCAACAGAAUAUUAAAAUACAAUCAUCUAUUAAAUAUUAAAAGCUUCCCUAAGCAGGGCUGCCUUCAGAUGUCUUCUAAAAGUCUGGUAGUUGUUCUUCUCUUUGAUAUCUGGUGGGAGGGCAUUCCACAGGGUGGGUGCCACUACCAAGAAGGCCCUCUGCCUGGUUCCCUGUAACUUGGCUUCUCACAGUGAGGGAACCGCCAGAAGGCCCUUGGCGCUGGACCUCAGUGUCUGGGCAGAACGAUGGGGGUAGAGAUGCUCCUUCAGGUAUACUGGACCAAAGCCAUUUAGGGCUCCGCCACUGCCUAGAGGUCUACAUGGCUGGCAAUCCCCAGACCGGGAGAUUUACCUUCUGGUGGUCCAGCUCCUAAGAGAACAGGAUGUAGCUGUUCAGGAGGUCCCUCUCUGUCGUGCCAGACACUGGCACUGCGUUUUCAUCUGUUUGUGGGGAGCCUGCCAAAGCUGUGCACUUAUUUGGUGAUGACCUGUCCCAUUUUCAAGCCUUCUCUCCCCACACUGUCCAUGGGCAAGCAAAGAAAAAACAGAUGACAGAGCCCUUUCCAAGGGUAGCAACUUAUGCUGUGCUUAAAGGAGAUGGACAGGCAAAUAGGUUGUGUUAACUUACAUGCAGAGAGGCGAAUUUAGACAGUUACCACAAUUCAAACAGAAACACAAUGCAUCUCCCCAUAGUGAGAAAGACUGUGACCAGGAGCACGGUGUGCCUCGCUCAGUCUAAUGCCCAGGUGCUCUCUGUUGAUGGGUGACAUCAAGCCGUCCUCACUCUCCCUACUCAGGGUUCCUAAUCUUUAAACCAGCCUUGAACUGUAGUCUAACUUAUAUUUUAAUCAACUGGUUUUUUUGUUUUGUUUUUUUAAAAAUGUUUUUACUGUAGUUACAUUCAGUGUUAGCCGCCCUGAGCUCGGUCUUGGCCGGGGAGGGCAGGGUAUAAAUAAAAUAAUAAUAAUAAUAAUAAUAAUUAUUAUUAUUAUUAUUAUUAUUAUUAUUAUUAUAUUGAAACAGACAGCUGUUCAAACAGAAGACUGUCGUGCAGAAGGGCUUCAAAUUCUGUGCUCUGUAAAGUGAAGCACAUGAACACCCCAGCUUCAUUUCAUAUCCAUCUUCUCCAUUUUUCUCUUAAGUAGCUAUUUAUGGGGCUGCAGUUCUCUUUCCCUUUCUCCCACUCCGGUCUGCAUGUUGCACCACCUGCCUGAAGUGGCUUCCCUUUCCCAGCCAAGUUCUACCACAGUGCAGGCCAAUGCAGGAGGCUGUUGGGAUACCUGAGGAUUCUGAUGGAAAUGGGAGCGAAAUUUGUCAAUGUUGGCUUAUUUGCACCAUGUUCAGAACGGAAACCAAGCAAUCAGUGUUUGCAGUUUUCGUCAGUCCACAAAUGAUGCAUAAAAAUGAUGAGGAAUAAGGCAAUCAUAAUGUAAUGAUAACAUGAUUGCGUAAAAUUUCGCCAUAGCCAGCAGUGAGACAAGUAACGUAGCUUUUGCUGGAAACUGAACUGCAGUGGAACACAAGCAGUGUUGCAGGCGAUAGAUAGAAGAUGAAAUUGAAAGUGAUGCCUUCUGGCGUUUCUAGGUGGCAGAUCCUAGGGCACCACAAAAGGAAAUUGCCAAUCAUUUUGUUGAUUGUUAUAUUUUUAGCACAAUGGGGAGAUUUUCUCCUUCAAACACCAAUAUAUCAUGGGUGCUUCACCUAGUUAUGCAGAAUAUGGAAUUCUGGCAGAGCUUUUCUUACCUUUGCAGCACUGAUGUGAUAAACUACGCCCUGUCAAAAUCCCUUCUCCUACACAACUAUUAAAGAGACAGGAUCUCCAUCCUGAAUUGUAUCUAGUGGUCUCUUUCCUCCUACGGCUGUUGGGUCCAAGCCCAUCUAGCUGUCUGAAUCAGUCAAUGAAUGGAUUAACUGUUGCUGAAAAUGCAGCAUGUUUAGUUGACAAAAAAAAAAAUCUUUAUUCGGCUGACAGCCCAGAAAACUUUGCAGCUUGCAGAAGGGCAGGAGGGGGGUCGUUGCAGAGUGAGAAGAAGAGGGAAACGGGAGCAAGAUAAAUCCAUUUUCAGUGGGCGAAUGCAUUCUCUCACUGGGAACCUCUCUCACGCAUGCUGGGGGUUGGGGAGGGGCUCUCUGCAGGAUUUGUCAUCCCCUCCUAACGAGGAGAUGGAUCCCAUGCAGUAGCAGGAGUAUUAAAAUAGUGCUUGUCUGUUCCAGCUGGACCCUGGAGCUCCUGGGUCUGGGAGACCACAGUGGAGACCAGCAGCUCCUUUCAGUCUCCAUGGGGUGUGUGAUAAGAACCACCACCAAGUGGGUGCAGGAGGGUUGUUGAUUGAACAAGAAUUUAUUGGGUGCACUUGGGAAAGUGUCCAAAGGGAAGAGUUUGUCACUUAAUUGAUUAAAUACCAAUAUUUAGAAUCUGUACUACAUACAUAAAACCAGCAGCAUACACACAACCACUAGAUUUCCAACAUAUAGUCACAUAAUGUUCCUAUUAGUGUCUACGGGGCCAAUGUUAUCCAGUACCCCAAAAAUGUGAAAGUGCUCCUUGUUUCCAUGAAUAAAUUCUCAGGCAGUCUUCCUCCUCUGACGCUUACUGUAUUCAUUAAGUUGACCAAGCCUACAAUUUCCUGCACUUCAAUAAUCCAUUUUUCCAAAGCUGGUGUUCCCAUUCCCUGCAAACACCUCCCCCUCCCCCCGUUGUAACAAACGGUUAUUGUAGAAGAAGUUGGCAAAUGUUGGACUAAUUUUAUUUUUUUUAAUCCUGUACCAACACUAGUUCUUUCAUAUAGUCAAAGAAGAUAAUUAAAAGGUCCGUGGGUGGUAUAUAUGCGAGGCAUAAGCAAACUCUGGCCCUUCAGAUGUUUGGGACUACAAUUCCCAUCAUCCCUAGCUAACAGGACCAGUGGUCAGGGAUGAUGGGAAUUGUAGUCCCGUCCCAAACAUCUGGAGGGCCAGAGUUUGCCUGUGCUUGAUAUAUGCUAUUAUUAUUUCAUUUCCCCUUAUUUUGUAAACCUCUUUGAGGUUUUUUUUAAAAAGAAAACAACCAAAUAGUAUAUAAAUUUCAUGAAAUAAAUAAAUAAAUUUGAGGGAGGCAUGAAGCAGGGGAAAUUGUGGUGCACGAUCGUAAAUCCUUGCACAAGGGCGCUUGUGGCUUCUUGCAUUCCAUCAUCCUGCAUUAAGCACAGGUUGAACGCAUGACAAAAGCACAAGCCUUCUUACUUACAAACCAGUCCAGGGAGGUGGCCUCCUUACUCUCAGUGCUGGCCUUGAAGAACUCACCAGGAAGGAAGACAGGGACCAAAGAAGAAUUAGUUGGCUCUGCCAGCAAUUGGCUCAAUGUUCUGUUGGCUGCCCUACCAGUCCUAAAGGGCACCAGCCACCACCGCUGCUGAUUAAAAUAAAAACAAUUAGCCGGAAGUUAAGUUCCCAAACAUUUCUAGGGUUUUCUGUCAACCUAACACAAAUAAAAGAUUAAAUGCCGAGACACCAAGGUUAUAAUAAUAACAACUAGUUGGGCUGGAGUGUGGACCCAUCGCAGAUGGCCAACCGUACCAACUCUGACAGUCAGUGCCAGACACACUUCUCUGGGCAAAGACUUCCAAAGAGAGGGUUCAACAACUGGAGUGGCAGUGGAAUCUGUCUCAAGACAGAGCCAGCCUUACCCAAGUUAUUUGCCUCCUUCCAGCCUGAUAUCACAACUCAAGAGCAGAAAGCACCCACGCCCCGUGUUAAAAGCACAUGGAGGGGAUGUAAAAAGGUAAAGGUAAAGGGACCCCUGACCAUUAGGUCCAGUUGUGACCGACUCUGGGGUUGUGGCGCUCAUCUCGCUUUAUUGGCCGAGGGAGCCGGAGUACAGCUUCCGGGUCAUGUGGCCAGCAUGACUAAGCCGCUUCUGGUGAACCAGAGCAGCGCACGGAAACACUGUUUACCUUCCCACCGGAGCGGUACCUAUUUAUCUACUUGCACUUUGACGUGCUUUCAAACUACAAUAUAACAACUCGAGAUUAAUUCCUCUUUCUUGCCCCAACACCCCAGACAGGAGCAUUUUUUCAGAAACACUGGGCUUGUCCCUAGAGCAAAACAUAGAUUUGCACCAGCCUGUCUCACCAUUUUAAAGUAUGUCCAUGUGACGUCCUUGCCGCCACAGCAUUGUCCCUGAUAUUUUCCCCUUUAAAUGCAGAGUUUUUCAAUCCUGGCCAUUUCAAACUUUCCAAGGAUUGAAAAAACCCCCACAUUUAAAGGGGGAACUGGUCUGGGAUAAUUCUGGCAUGGGGAAGACAUCAUGUGGACAUCCUCACAUCAAUUGGGAAACAAGCACGUGCAAAUCCGCAAAUCCGCAUUUUGCUCUGGUAUGGACAAGCCAGGUGUCAGACUUGAGCUAUUUAGAAUAGCCUUUUUCAGAGCAAGGUCAAACUGACUGAGGGUUUGGUUUUUUUUACAGAUUUUUAUCAGGUGUUACCUGCCUUCCCUUUGUUUAAAUGGCAUUAUUAGCUAUGUUUGUUGUGGAUUAUUAUUUCCCUACCCAAUAAGGCCCAGAGAUAGGCAAAGUAUUUAAACAAACAGCCUAGAAGAAAAAUAAAGAAAUACACAUCGCUAUAUCUCAGUUAACAUGGUGAGUCUAUAGACAUAUCUACACCAAUGUAUGUCCCAUGGAGCUAAACAGGACUCACUCCCAGGCAAGAGGGUCCAGUCACCAGCAUCUUCAGGUAUGGCUGGGAACAUCUCCUGCCUGAAAUGCUGCUGCCAGUCUGUGUAAACAAUAUGGAGCUAUAUAGACCAAGGAUAUAAGACAGCUUCCUCAGCCAACAGCGGACAAAAUCACUCCGCUUGGGGCUGCAAAGUCCCAUUGUUUCCUUGUUUCAAAAAUCCACACCUGCCCCUACCUGUUUUUUCAGUGAUGUCACCAGUACCAACGCAAAACAAAAACAAAAACAUUUCUCCAAGGAAGGGAAGCUUUGCAAUUAAAACCUGGUGUUUAAAAGGACCUCUUUCUAUUUCAGUAAACUGCCUCUGUGUCUCUGGUAGCUUCUCCUUUCUCUUGCCCGGAGCCCAGGCUGCACAGGGACAAAGCAGAAUGCUUUCGUGUGUGCAUUGUUGACAAGCCUUCAGCUUUCUGCUCUGGCCAAACAAGUGGAAGGAAAAGUCAGGUGAGAAAAAAAGAGGCAACUAGGGAACUGAAGGAACAGAAGCCGGGUUGGCGGGGGGGGGGGGGGUGGCUCGGCUGUUUUGCGUUCAGUCGUCCUCUCUCCCUCUCUCUGUUGGGUUGCAUGUGGGUGUUUUAGCAUUUCCUCUCUCCGUGAUGCCGCCCCCCCUCCACCCCGCCGCAAUCUCAUGCCUUCCAGGUCUGGCUCUCUGGCUGGUGAUUGGCUGCUAAGCCUGGCAAGGCAGGCUGUGUCCUACCUACAGGGUGCAGAUGUAUGUAAGCGCUCGAGAGACUGGCUGUCAAUAGCCCAGGGCUGCUGGACCACAUCUUGCUGGGGUUUCCUAAGGUCACCGAGGAAAAACAAAAAUAACCCAGGACUCCUCCAGACUUUAUUGAGCAUUCAUCCUGGUUUGCUUGCACAAAUUUGUGCAGUGUCUGGUCUUUCUUAAGCAGUUUGUUCUUAUUUUUUUUAAUGGGGAAGUUAUAGUAAUACAACAGGCAUCCGUCCUGUUAUCAAGGGGCUGUGAGCUAUGCGGACCCUCCAUGUUCAGAAGCAGCCUACUCCCGAGUAGGAGAUGCCGGGAGUCAACAGGAGCAAAGGGUUGUUGCCUUCAUGCCCCACUUGCGAGCGUCACAGAAGCAUUUGACAGUCGCUGUCCCCUACUGGAAACAGAACACUGGUCGAGACUGGGUAACCAACAUGGUGCUCUCCAAAUGUUGCUAUACUACAACUCCCAUCAUCUCUGACCACUGGCCACAGCAUCUGGAGGGCAACUCUGAUUCAGUUUUGCGAGUCCGGCUCUCCUUGCGUCCUAGCUUUCUUGCCCAAACUAACUGCAUACCCUCCAACAUUUCUCCGAUGAAAAUAGGGACGUCCUAUUCCACAAUAUAUAUUUUUUUACUUUUUAACCCCACCCGUCUGACCGGGUUGCCCCAGACACUCUGGGUGGCUUCCAAUAGAUAUAAAAACACAACAAAACUUUAAACAUUUAAAAACUUUUCUAUACAGGGCUGCCUUCAGAUGGCUCGGGGGUCAGAUAACUCCAUACCCUCCAACAGUUCUCCAGUGAAAAUAGGGACACCCUAAGGAAAAGUGGGACGUUCCAGGAUGAGAUGAGAAACCGGGAUGACUUCUAUAAAUCCAGGACUGUCCCUGCAAAACAGGGACACUUGGAAGAUCUGUAAACGACAGUGUGGGAAGGGCCCCGACUAAUGAGAGCAGGGACAGGCGGCCUCAUUUGCAGUUUACUGAAGGACCUUUGCUAGCACAGGCUGGAGGAUUUCCCUCAGGCGACAUGAAAGCCUGCUGCUCCCGCAGCUUGCAAGGGCCUGAAAGAGAGGUUGCUGGCCCUGAUCGGUAUGAUCAGCAGUCCUCUAGCUGACACAAAACAACAUUUCUGCUGCUGCAGCCUUGGAAGCUCUCUGGCACGGCAGAUCAUUCAUCACAGCAAGAGGGAAGUCGUAAGCACAAACAAACAAAAUGGCCCCCAGUGGCACUCCUAGCCUAGGCGGAAACCACAUUUCCAGCUUCAUGGCGGCCUAGUCCCAAAACAAAACAAAAUGGAGGAGGAGGAGGAGGAAGAGGAUCAGAUCCCCGGCUUGGAUCUGGUCUGGUAUCACCACCAGAGAGUGUAAUUGCUCCUCACUUGCAAAACUCAUUUUGGGGAGCCGAGGGUCCAGAGCAAACGCCUCUGGCAGAAUGAGGAACCAAGUGAAGCCGCAGUGCGCUUGUCCUAAUUUCUCCUCUCUUGCACUUCACACUGCAGAUGGCUCUCCCAGCCGGGUGAAUCCCACAAGAGAAUGAUUUAACGUCUACGUGAGAUGCAGCAUUCCAACAAACGCAGCUAUGCACAGCAUAGAGACGCAAGGAUAUGAGGGGCAGCUUCACCUGUUGGUGCGCUGCCUGUCACGUGUCUAUUAAAAGAGCAGCAGUCCUUUCAUGAACUUGAUUAAAAAAAAAAAAAACAGCCAACACCUUGGUCAGUGAUUUCCCUCUAGAAGCAUUUAUCUGUUGUCUCUUUAAGACUCACCUGGGAUAUCCAGAACCACCGCAGAACCUUCCAGCAGUAACUGGAAGUCUGGCUCCUUAUAUACAUUCACCUGGUUAAACAGUAGCAUACACUGCUGUCCAAAAAAGGAAGACAAAAUGUAUCACCAAAAGAAGAGGACAAAAGGACAAGAGAUCUACAUAACAUUUGCAUGUGCUAAUAGAUGCAAAUGUAUACAUCACUAUGAUUUUGAUAGAAAUAGUUCUCACCAUAGUGGGGAUCCUAGGUGUCUGCUCAGCCUGCUGUCCUAGUGCUAAUAGUUGAUGGGCGACAGAAAAUCCCCUCCUGCUCUCCCUUCUUAAGAACAGAGGAAGUGCUCUUGUACUGAGCCAGACCACUGCUCUGUUGAGCUCAGUAUUGUCCACAAUGAGCGGCAGCAGCUCUCCAGGGUUUCAGGCAGGAAACUCUCAGGCUUAUCUGAGACACUGCAGAUUGAACCAUGCAGUUCUUUAUCUUUAAACCAAACUUGAACCAGACACCCCUUCAUAGGAACUGAGGAAGCUGCCUUGUACCAAGUCAGACCACUAGCACUGUACUGUCUACACGGUUUGGCCAGGGUUUCAUGCAGGAAUCUCUGCAAGCCCUACCUGAACUUGCCUGGGAUUGUACCAGGGACCUUCUGCAUGCAACGCAGACUCUCUAAUCAGUGAGCUACGUACCUUCCCCAUAAAAGUUAGGAUGCCUACAAAUAGAAAACUGUCCCUUAGCAUCCCUUCAAAUUGGAGGAUUGCCCUCUGUAGCAAGACACAACUUUUGCAGCUGAAGUAGCAGUUGCCUGGCAAGCAGACAGACAAAGCCUUCACAAAUUAUUAGAUCAUAGAACUGUAGAGUUGGAAAUGACCCUGAGGGUCAUCUAGUCCAACCCCCUGCAAUGCAGGCAUCUCAACACACCAUCCCCCAUCCAAUUUGAAACCAUACCAAACCCUGCUUAGCUUUGCAAAUGGGCUAGCAGUUUUAUUGCUGCACCACUAGCAGGCCUCACCACAAAUGUUUUUAGCAGGGCUAUACCACUAGGGGAGGGGCUUCCCCUCCCAUUCUGUGAGCGUUUCACAAGGCUGAUUUACAGCAAACUCCUUUGCAUGUUUACUCAGAAGUCAACCCCAGUCUAUUCAAUGGGUCUUACUCCCAGUUAGGUGUUGCCACAGGAUUGCAGUAGUAGCUUGAUAGGCUACUUUUCAGGAGAGAAAAGAGGCAACAUUCUGCUGAUUUUUUGUUUUUGUUUUGUUUAGACCAAGGAAGAUAGAGCUCUAACCUCUACAUUAAAAUAAAGAAUAAAAAGUCUUAAAUAAUCAUAAUGGUUCUAUAACAUGGUAUGCUUAAAAAUUCAAAGGAGCCUUAAAUGCUGCUCCAUGUGAAAUGUGCAGUUGUGUUACCGGCUGCUGCAACCCAAUAAAAUCCUUGUUUGAGAGAAGCCAACUGCAGCUUGGCGGUGGGGGUCAUGUAUUUCCUUUUGCUGGCAGGGACCAGAGUGUGCUUCUCUUCUGCUCUCCACUCCAAGGACAACUUACGGCUCGGUAGAAAUGUAGAGAAUUCCAACGAAAACAGAAAGAGGAGUGGAAAUGGUCAAUUUUCACUUAUUUGCCUGUGUCUGGAAUGGAAAUCAGUCCAGCAAAUUUGAUGGGCACUGGUUGCCAUUGCUGCUUUCACUCCACCAACAAGACAUUAAUUGAUUGCUCCCCCCUAUUUGCAUUUAGUUUGUAUUGAAAUGGAGGUGGAACAAACUAAUUUACGUACAUUAUGGGACAAAUAACAUUUUGGGGGCAGAAGGCAAACUGUAGUGGCAUGGAAACAGUGCUGCUUGCGACAAAAUUCAGGGAACAGAAUAAGGUGCCUUCUUACAAUCCUUUUGCUGGGUCACACAGCCCCCCUGGAUAGCUGCCCUCGCCAUUGCAUCACAACAUUGCUCCAGGAUUGGAACAGGCAGAAAAAUCAGAGUCAUCUGUAGUAUGAUUUUUCAUCCUAUUUCUUAUUACAUCAGAACAGAAUGUGCUUGAUCAUAAUUGGGUCUGCCUGAAUAAUGCCCCACCCCCUUUUGUUCUUGCAUCAGGGGUCUCCUUUAACCAAACGUUCCCUUCCUGAAAAGAAGGGAAAUGGGCAGCAGGCGGACCUGUCAGAGAUGUCCUCCUAGCAGCACUGCUGAGUGAGCUGGGAGAGGAGAGCUAAUAAUUGCUCCGAUUAGGCAGAAUUCCCAGCAACAGAGGUUUCUUCUUUGCUGUCCCCCCACCGCCUUUCAGCGAUAACCAAGAAUAAUAUAAUCCCCCUAAUCCCUUCCCUUAGGAGAUUGUGUUCUGCACACAAGGCAGGAAAUGGUGGACAGCUUCUGCCUCCACCGAUAACUCCAGCAAUUUGGGCCCCCGUGGAAAAUAAAUGCCUUGAGUUGCUUUUUUUUCUUUUUUUUUAACAAUUUGCUCUCUCAUGAUCUCCAUGGAUGCAGGAUCCCUUUGAACCCCCUCUCCCUACCUACACCUUUGCUAGCCUCCACAGGGUGACAUUCUGCAAGCUGAUGCAAAAGCAGAGACAACCCCAGCCCACUCACUGUUGCACCAGACGUGAGAUUCCCUUAGAGCAAGGAAGGGGAACCUAAGGAGCUGCUUAGGAUUGAAUUAAGAAAGGUCACAUCCACGCCAUGCUUUUAAAGCACAGCACUGCCUCCCCCAAGAAUCCUGGGAAUUGUAGUUUACCCCUUUACAGAAGCACACGUCCUGGGGGUCUGUAACAAAUUACAGUUCCUAGGAUUCUUGGGGGAAGCCAUGUAUUUUAAUUGUAUGAGCCUGGAGGUGACCAAAGUUUGAUAAAUACGAUAUCCACUGGAGAGUGCAAGUAUUAGGGCUUGCAAUGAGACCUUAAAACCUUUUAGAUCAGAGCUAUUUAGCAGCUCACAUUUAGUGACUGUUUCUUGAUCACCCAACCAGUUCUGCACUUCUCAGCAUUCUGCCUAACCCUGAAAUCACUCUGGUGAUUCAGGGCCAAUUCAUAUGCACAUGGCAGGAGGGUAACCAGAUGCAAAACAGGGCUCCGCCACCUGUGUAGAAGAUGUAUGUAGCUUGUCCUGCAAGCAUAACCUGCUGAAAUUUCCUCUUCCACAUAAUUAUUAAAGGUGCAGAAGCCCCAGAUUUCCACAUUCCACAUAACUAUUAAAGGUGCACGAGCCCUUUACUAUUUUGCAUAUGAUCAUCCAAUGUGAAGGCAAGAUGCCCUAUGUUAGGGUUUAGGGAACCUUGGGCCCUCCAGUGGUUGCUGAACAACAACUCCCAUCAGCCUCAGCAAGCUUGGCCAAUAGCCAGGGGUGAUGGAAGCUGUAGUUCAGAAACAGCUGUGGGGGGCAAAGGUUCCCCACAUCUGCCACAGGUGCAGUGGAAUGCACUAGGGAUGUUUAGGGGCAUAAAUUCAGUGGGACGUCUUCCCAAGCUGUGUUGUGCAUGCAUCAGACACGCCUGCUUUUUCAAGUGUCAGAGAAAAGCAAUGUGUUUUCUUGGGGAAUUACUGCCUGAUCCUGGGCACAUAUAUUCCACUGAGUGCUCAGAACUGCAUCCUUAGAACAAGGACACACCAAUACAUUUUGCAGGAUGAGGAGGGGAUGCAGAGGCUAGACACUCUAUUUUGGCACCUGACGCAGAAAACCCCCCAAAGUACCUCUCCUUGGCAGGAAACAAAAGCCAGCAAUAAGACAUUAGACAAGUAGCCAUUUGCUGCUGUUUUCAUCAGUGGUGGAUUUCUGGUUGGUGGGGCUCUGUGCACAACGCUUUUUAAGGGCCUUAUUCAUGGCAACCUAAACAUAAACACUGAUAUUUCCAAAUUAAGGAUAUACGAGGAGAAUAAUCAGGAAAAAGCGGGUAUGAUUAUUAUGGUGCCUCUGCACUGGGCUCCCCCCACUCCAACAGUUUGGGAGCAAUCUCUGUUAUAUGGAGUGCAGGAAAGCAUUGCCACAUCCUCCCUUCACCCUCAUGUUCCAACCUCUAAGGUAGCUGCCUGCUCCACAUACAAGCAGAACCAAAACAAACACAGCAGCAAAAAGACAAUUGCUGGAUUCCCAUGUUUCUUCCUCCUCCACCACCCUUUCCAAAUAUCCCCUCAAGCAGCUGCCUGCUAUGUACCUGGCAGGCAGCAAAAUGAGCAACAUGUGAUUCUCAUGCUUUCCACACCCCAGAAGAAGCUUUUUUAAAAAGUAGAUGCCGCCUAGUGCUCCAUGUGGCUGACAGGCAGCAAAACAAAAUGAAUCAAGCAGAAAAUAGGUGGAUCCUGUGCUUUUUCAUUUACCACAUUCCAAAAACUCCUCCAUAGCCAGAGCAGCUGCCUGCUGCUUGCUCCAUCUGGCCAGCGGGCAGCAAGGCAAAGGAGAGGCAAAUAGAGAUUUAUCUACCAGGUCCCGAUUCUCAUUUAAAUACAGAUUCAGUACCACAAGCUCUGGAGACAUUGUGACACGCUGAUAUGUAAUGUUACGUAUCUCAUUAAACAGUUAUUCCCCCAAAUUUGCCACUGUGGGACAUGUCCACCCGAAGUACCUAUCCUCUCCCCCCACAUCCUCACCAGCACAUAGAUGAAGUACAUUUAUACAGAUACGGAAGUUUGCAUUUAAAGGCAAAUCUACCCAUUUCCAAAACAACAUGAGAACAAAAAACAGCCACCCUUCAAAAUUCACACUCAUCUGAAUUUUGCGAUGCAGUUCUCCAACCAGUCAAUGUGUACAAAAAUGCAUCUAUUACGGGGAAGUGUGCAUAAAAAAGAAUCUAUUCAUUAAAAAUAACAGGAAAAUGCAUUAUAUUAGGAGCUAUUGCUUGCAAACAAUGUGAGUGUUAGUCAUACCCUGCUCUGAUGGAGACAGCGAGUGGAACAGCAACUGGAAUAUAUUCUUGUUCUUGAUAUGAUUAUAUCCAAUAUAUAAUUUUAUUAGUAUAUAUUGUCUUACAAUACAUUAUACAACUAAAGUAUGCUUUGAGUGUUACAGUGGUACCUCGGUUUAAGAACAGCCCUGUUUACGAACUACAGUGGUACCUCAGGUUACAUACGCUUUAGGUUACAGACUCCGCUAACCCAGAAAUAGUACUUAAGAACUUUGCUCCAGGAUGAGAACAGAAAUCGUGUGGCGGCAACGCGGCAGCAGCAGGAGGUCCCAUUAGCUAAAGCGGUGCUUUGGGUUAAGAACAGUUUCAGGUUAAGAAUGGACCUCCGGAACGAAUUAAAUACGUAACCAGAGGUACCACUGUAUUUGGUUUAAGAACUCUGCAAAACCGGAAGUAGUGUCCCGGUUUGCGAAGUUUACUUCGGUCUAAGAAUGGAAGCCAAAUGGUGGAAGGGCACCGGCACUGGGAGGCCUCAUUAGGGAAAGCACACCUCGAUUUAAGAAAAGACUUCCGGGACAAACUAAGUCCGUAAACCAAGGUACCAUUGUAUUUGAAUAGAACAGCAGGGUGGAUGGAGUAUUAACUCUCAUCUUAAUCAGUAAUCUUUUUGUAGUGUGAAUAUGAAACCUCCUUGUGCCAUGCUGUUUGUCUGCAUUACAAAUGCCUCCCUUUUGCCCUUCUCGCCCACAUUGAUCCAGUGUUCACAGAAAUAGCCUAGUGCACAAAGAGAGGCCGGGAAGUGUCAUUUUUAAAAGAAAAGAAAAAUUGCACAUGAGGCCACUCUUAAGAAGCUGCUCCUACCGGCCAAUUUGCUUCCAAUGUCCUAAAGCCCACGAGAUUAACUUUCUGGCCAUUCCACCCCACUCUCCUUAAUCUUUCUUGUGUUGUCGCCAGAGCCUUCAAUUGGCAACCGGUACAGAAAUGGGGGCUGCAAGACGGUGGCCAUCCUCUCUGCUCUGCUCUUGAGACGCCAUCAGCACAAUGAACCCUUUGCUGGGAGCCCCUUGGCUGCCUGCAAUGGCACAGACGCGGCUGGAGAUUUUAGCUGCCUGGGUGAGGCGGAUGAGAAGAGUCAGAUGGAGGAGCUGCAGAACCACACAUCAGGCCUCUGCCAGUCUCUUCCUCUCAAUGACAUACCCUUAUCUCACUUCCACUCGAUUUGCUGUCUGCUCUUAGUAGCCAUGUGCAAGAGUCCAUACCCAAGAUCAUCUGUCACAGAUUAG
Podarcis lilfordi (Lilford's wall lizard) is the source of this 44394-nucleotide messenger RNA. The record is from the annotation of a GenBank genome assembly. NCBI's taxonomy places the organism in Eukaryota, Metazoa, Chordata, Lepidosauria, Squamata, Lacertidae.